AUUUGGAGUCGUGGAGAAUUCACAGUCUUUCCACAAUGGGAGAAAGGACAGAUUGUACGAAGUCGCAUAGUUCGCUGGCUGAAUACAGCCCCGUCAAUAAAUCAGACAGGACAGAUCCAAGGGACAGCUGUGAAAUUCAGGAUGGAAACCAAAAUGCAAUGCAACUGAAGAAAGAAAUAUCUUUGAUAAAUGGGAUAAGCCUUAUAGUAGGCAACAUGAUUGGUUCAGGUAUCUUUGUCUCUCCCAAAGGAGUUCUCAUCUACAGCAAAUCUUAUGGACUGUCUCUAAUAAUUUGGGCAAUUGGAGGGAUUUUUUCAGUCUUUGGAGCUCUCUGCUAUGCUGAACUUGGAACCACUAUUACGAAGUCAGGAGCCAGCUAUGCAUAUAUCUUGGAGUCUUUUGGGAGCUUCAUUGCUUUCAUUCGUUUGUGGACCUCACUCCUAAUUGUUGAGCCAACUAGUCAGGCAAUUAUAGCCAUCACCUUUGCUAACUACAUAGUUCAACCCUUCUUCCCUUCUUGUGAUCCUCCAUAUUUGGCUUGCCGUCUCAUAGCAGCUGCUUGUGAAUGUCUUCUAACAUUUAUAAAUUGUGCCUAUGUUAAAUGGGGAACAAGGGUACAGGAUAUAUUUACUUAUGCUAAAGUCGCUGCCCUUAUUGUCAUCAUCAUAACAGGAAUUGUUAAAAUAUGCCAGGGACAUUCAUCACAGUUUGAGAACUCUUUUGAGGGAUCCUCUUUUGAUGUCGGAGACAUUUCCCUCGCACUCUACUCUGCCCUUUUUUCUUACUCUGGCUGGGAUACACUCAAUUAUGUAACUGAAGAGAUCAAAAACCCUGAAAGGAACUUGCCACUGGCUAUUGCAGUGUCUAUGCCAAUUGUGACUGUUAUUUAUAUUAUGACCAAUAUAGCUUACUACACAGUCCUGGAUGUGGAAUCUGUGCUUUCUAGUGAUGCUGUGGCAGUGACAUUUGCUGACCAGGUAUUCGGUAUCUUCAGCUGGACAAUUCCCAUUGCUGUAGCUUUUUCUUGUUUUGGUGGACUUAAUGCUUCAAUUCUAGCAUCAUCAAGGCUAUUUUUUGUAGGGUCUCGAGAAGGUCACCUUCCAGAUCUGUUGUCUAUGAUCCACAUAGAGAGGUUCACACCUGUGCCAGCUCUGCUCUUCAAUUGUGCUAUGACCCUUAUUUACCUGGCUGUAGAAGAUGUCUUCAAGCUUAUUAACUACUUCAGUUUCAGUUACUGGUUUUUUGUUGGUCUGUCUAUUGCUGGGCAAUUAUACCUACGUUGGAAGGAGCCAGAUCGUCCCAGGCCUCUUAAGCUGAGCGUGGCUUUCCCAAUAAUAUUCUGUAUAUGCACAGUUUUUCUGGUGGUAGUGCCACUCUACAGUGACACUAUAAAUUCAUUGAUUGGAAUUGCCAUAGCUCUAUCUGGAAUUCCAGUCUUUUUCUUGGGAGUCUAUUUACCUGCAUCAAGGAGACCUCAGUUUAUCAACAAGAUUUUAGGUACAGUCACACGGAACAUGCAGCUGCUCUGUUUAUGUGUCUUAACAGAGAUGGACCCAAAUGAAGAAAAGAAGUUGGAAAUCAAAUCCAAUUAA
Messenger RNA from Chaetura pelagica (chimney swift), 1592 nucleotides. RefSeq names its product solute carrier family 7 (amino acid transporter light chain, y+L system), member 6 (gene SLC7A6). The transcript is spliced from 9 exons. NCBI's taxonomy places the organism in Eukaryota, Metazoa, Chordata, Aves, Apodiformes, Apodidae. Gene Ontology annotation, molecular function: L-amino acid transmembrane transporter activity. Gene Ontology annotation, biological process: amino acid transmembrane transport. The record is from RefSeq and is a predicted model, not a curated record. Gene Ontology annotation, cellular component: membrane. The coding region runs from base 36 to 1592 and encodes 518 amino acids.